This is a messenger RNA of Octopus sinensis (East Asian common octopus), 2079 nucleotides long. Its product is annotated as organic cation transporter protein-like. Gene Ontology annotation, cellular component: membrane. NCBI's taxonomy places the organism in Eukaryota, Metazoa, Mollusca, Cephalopoda, Octopoda, Octopodidae. Gene Ontology annotation, biological process: transmembrane transport. The record is from RefSeq and is a predicted model, not a curated record. The transcript has 11 exons. Gene Ontology annotation, molecular function: transmembrane transporter activity. The coding region runs from base 365 to 2023 and encodes 552 amino acids.
CGACGAUCAAUGUUCUGUAUAUAACAAUAGUUUCACUGGGACAUAUUAUACAACACCACCAAGUAAUUCAUCUAAACUACAGUGUUCUUAUGGACGGAAAUUUCUGACGGAGGAGUUUUCUACAAUUGAAAGCGAGAUUUCAUAAGAAAUUUGAAACCACUGUCACCGAGGCAGCAAGCGUAUAUUUAAUAAUUAUAAUAAAUCUAGAAGACAGGUAGAAGCAGAGAAACGAAUUACUAACACAGUCUGAUAGAUGAAUAGAGAACGUUCAGAUAGUUGGUUUUUACUCAGGAACUGAACAGUAAUCUUUCAGGUAGAAAAAUAUUACAAAUUUGAAGAGAAAUUUAAAGUAUCUGUUUUUACAAUGGCGGAAAAUGAAGAAUUUCAGCUGGAAUCAGAAAAACAAAUGACUACAGAUAUGUCUGAUAAAGAUAUUACACAUAUUUUAGAAAAAUGUGGAACGUUUGGACCUUAUCAGCGCUGGUUCUACGCUUAUAUUACAAUAAUAUGCAUGCUAUGCACAACGCCGGGUAUGAACUUUACAUUCAUCACUGCAAGCGUUCCUUUCUUAUGUUACCCACCAAACUUUAAUGCUUCGUUGAUUCCUGCAAACCUUACAGAGAAUGAAUAUUUACAAAUGCUUCAACCAGACGGCGACGAUCAAUGUUCUGUAUAUAACAAUAGUUUCACUGGGACAUAUUAUACAACGCCAUCAAGCAAUUCGUCUGAACUACAGUGUUCUUAUGGACGGAAAUUUCUGACGGAGAAGUUUUCUUCGGUUGUAAGCGAGUUUGACUUAGUAUGCGAAAGAAAAUGGUUGAAAUCCACUUUGCAGUCAAUGUAUUUUGCUGGUUACCUUAUUGGAUCAAUUGUAUUCGGAGUUUUAUCUGACAGAUUUGGUCGGAAACCCAUUUUCCUCUUAACAAAUACUGUACUGGUCGUCUGUGGAAUUACCAAAAUCUUCGUACCUUCAUUAAUCGGUUAUAUUAUUGUCUAUUGUAUUCAAGGUGCUGGUUAUAUAGGUACCAUAAUUAGUACAUAUGCCCUGACUCUGGAAUUUACAUCCUUGAAACUACGUACACCAAUUAACUGUUGGUAUUUUAGCGGCGUCCAAUUAGGGGGUCUAUUUUUACCAGUGUAUGCCUAUGCCAUCCCUGACUGGCAUUACUUAGAAUUGGCUUUGUGUCUUCUACCUGUAAUCAAUUUUUUCAUCUCCAUAUUUCUUCCCGAAUCUCCACGGUGGCUUAUUGGGAAAAAACGGUUUCCAGAAGCCAAAGCACUUCUUGAAAAAGUGAUGAAGAAGAAUAAUCAGCCCAAUGAAGAAGUUUUAGAUAUUUUUACAAAUAUGGAAGAAAAUAGGAUCAAGAACAGUCUUCGAGGAAAUACACGAGGAGUAGUUUUACCUAAAAAAAGGAAUCAUACUUUUAUUGAUCUGUUUAAAACAUCAUGGCUUGCAUUAAUCACACUUAAUAUUUGUUUUACUUGGAUGGUCUGCAGUAUGUUAUACUAUGGAGUAACUCUUAAUAGUCUUGAUAUGGCAGGAAACCGCUACAUAAACGUUUUUAUAAUAAUGGCUAUAGAGUUUCCCAGCUUUUAUUGCACUUAUUAUCUAUUUACACGUUUCGACCAUCGAAAGCCUAUUACUUUCUUUUUGGUGUUUAGUGGAUUAAAUUGCAUCGCAUCGAAUUUUGUAACCAAAGGUUCAUUCUGGUUUCCGGUGAUCCUGGUUGUUCUGGGAAAGUUUGGAAUCUCUGGAGCGUUCACUUCAAUUUUUCUUUUAUCAGCAGAAAUAUUUCCAACCGUUGUUCGAACAAAUGGGUUAGGAAUAGCUUCACUGUCUUCCCGCAUCGGUGGCAUAAGUGCACCCUUUUUACUGCAACUCUCGUACUAUGUGAAAUGGCUUCCUCUAAGUAUCUUUGGCCUUUUGUCGGUGAUAGCUGGAUUAUUGUUGCUGUUACUUCCAGACACAAAACAUAGAAACUUACCUGAAACAUUUGAAGAUUUGGACAACUGGAAAAGCUGAUAAAGCAACACUUUUACUGGAUGGAAAAUGAAGUAAAAUUUCAUGCAAAAGAUUAU